This is a messenger RNA of Fonsecaea pedrosoi CBS 271.37, 2682 nucleotides long. RefSeq lists its product as uncharacterized. The record is from RefSeq and is a predicted model, not a curated record. NCBI's taxonomy places the organism in Eukaryota, Fungi, Ascomycota, Eurotiomycetes, Chaetothyriales, Herpotrichiellaceae. The transcript is spliced from 2 exons. The coding region runs from base 1 to 2682 and encodes 893 amino acids.
AUGAGCUACCACGAGUCCACGCCCAAUCUUGCUCAUCCAGGUAUGGAUCGAGGUCGUGAUCGUGUCGCAGAAACAUAUGCAGCCAGUGACGACGCCUCCAUCGCCCAUUCUUCGCUGGAUGCCGGGGACGAUCGAUACACGCCCAUUAAUGUUGACGGAAUUGAUGGCUAUGAGGAACCAAAUUUCAAACCUUUUGUCCUUGGUACGGGGUUCUUGACAGUCGCUGCACUUUGGUUCUUCCUUUGCCUUGCUGCUGUUACUGGUUUGGUCGUGGUUGGGCGCAAACAACCGCGUUGGCUCCGCUUCCAAUCACAAACGAGCUAUAACCUCUGGAUCUAUCUUCCCAAUGUCAUUGCCUCGGUGACGGUCCUGGCAUUCAGAUCCAUUGUGCAGCAGUACUAUCGUAUCAUGCCAUAUGUCAAAAUGGCCAAUGUGAGCACGGACCAUCAGCCAGAAGGCCACAACCUUCUUCAUACUUCCGAUGAGCUCAGCACUCUUCCUGGAUUCAUUCCUGGACCAGGCCGGUUGUUGUAUAUGUUUCAUCGGAAGGAAUACUUGGCCUUCACUCUUUCGAUAUCACUCACCGCGAAUGCGCUUCUGGCCCCUUUCAAGUCCAGUUUCCUUCAACCCGUGGAAGAUAUCCAAGGAUGGCAGGUUACUGUUUCCGUGGUAUCCGGUGCUUUUGUGGCUUCAAUCUACCUUGUUCUGUUUGCCUCGGUAGUGUGUCUAAUUGUAUACUUGGAGCGCCAUAAGACUGGUCUUCGAUGGAGCCCUUGCUCCAUUGCAUCACAACUCUCUUUGGUUCAAGGGUCGAAUAUAUUUCCCGCAUUUACUGGCCUUGAGCUUACGCGGGCCAGAAUAGAAGUCAUCCGAGUCCUUGAGAAAUGGCCCUCAAAAUAUGGCACGCUGCGACUCGGAUACUGGAGACAACGGCAUACUGGUUUGAUCGUUCACGGUAUCAGAUUUUUCCGCAACGAAGGAACGUUGGCCGGCGGACAUUCUCGAGUGGCCAUGGCUCAUGGUGGUCUGCAAGUUCAUGAAAAUGAACCAGCAGAAUCUCAACCUGAAAUGGAUUCUGAGGGUGAUCCACGAACGUAUGGUGAAGAGGAAAGUUUUCCUAUGCGUUCGUUACGAACAGUCCUGGCUCCACAGACUCGUUAUACUCCGCUGGAACCCUAUGGUGCUACCGUGCCGUCAGCCGACCACGGUACUGCCCCAGAACCCCUUUCCGUUCUUGGAGCCACCACGCAGCAGUCACACUCCGCAGCUACGGAGAUUGAGGGAUCUGCUGUGGGAUACAAUAGGAUUCGAGUGCAGAGCCCCGUGGCGCCACUGGAAGAUGGAGACGAGCUCGAAUCACAUGUCGCCCCUCCUCCGGAUGGCUCUGUUCAAGAUGUAAACGAAUUGUUUGAUCAAGAGAAGAAUCAAGAGUUCUCUUCGAAAUACAGACGACCUCGGGUUGGUAACUUCUACCUGACCGACGUUUACAUCCUGCCAGUCUUCCUAAUAGGUAUAACAUUAUUUAUCUGUUCUAUUGUCUAUUGGGCCAAGGGGAGCGUUUCCCAACCGAUUGCGUUUCGACCCAAAUUGUGCCGGCUUUCGGACGACCUUCGACGGCAAAAUGCAGUCUUGUGCAUUUUUGAGCGAGGUUUGGUGUUCAACGUCCUCCCCGUCUUUCUCUUCGGUCUCUUCUCACCGACAUUCAUAGUCUCCGACCAAUAUCACCGCACAAUGCGACCGAUUCAAAACAUGGCCGCCUCAGUGCAAGGAACUUCGGCCCAACAAUCUGUUCUUCUUGACUAUCUCUCAACCGACCCCGUUUCUACUAUCGCCAACGCACUAGUGGCCCGCAAUUUUCGGAUCGCAUGGGGUGUUAUCCUUGCUACCGGGAGCACCUUCACCCACGUUAUCAUUGGACGCGUCUUUGUCUACGGUGAGGUUGGGAACGACGCAUUGAUGGUCAAUAUCAGACUUUCGAACUUCUACGGCGCGUUCGCGGUCCUGGUUCUUUACUGCAUCGCUAUCUGGGUGGCAAGGCCCUACGGCAGAAUCAGAACGUGCUGGCCGAUUUUCACAUUUAUUGACUUUGUGUCUCUUUGCUACCAGAGUCCCAUACUUCGAUGCCCAGAAUUUUGGGUCCAGCGAUCGGACGACCAGGAGGAACAUCUAAAGGCGCAAGUGACGUUGGCGAAGCGGAGGUAUUUCUUUGCCGGCUAUCUUGGCCAUGACGACGAGCUUCAUCUUGGUAUCACGACGGGAUACCUUCCAUCAUGGCGUGAGAGACCGGACGAUGAUAUCGAUUGCUUGCAAGCGACAGCGACUGUGGCAAGCAAGGCUCUAAACGCGGGAUUCUACGACGUUGCGUCUAGGGAAGCCUUACAGGCUCUGCUUCCCACUAUAUCGGGCCCGUUACAAUGGCGGCCAGCGGGCAUCUAUACCGGAUACAACUCCUGGAAGAUCAACUUUCGACGGCUUUUCCACGCGUGUGGAAAUAUCCUGUCAAUUCCAACCGGAAAGGCACGCAGAAGGAGUCACUCUACGUCUCGACUCGAUCGCAAACGGCAACGGCGGGAUACUGAAUCUGGCCAACGUUCCACGCAGAGGUUAUCCGAACAGACGACUUCAGGCAUUGAGCUCGUGAGGCCUGUGCACCGAAGGGGGACAGGCACUGUGUCUUUGUAG